AUGACGUCUGAUCCAUCCUACCUUGAUGCACAAUCCCAGGUCCAAGGGACUGUUCAGCGCGUAAACUUUCGACAGUGGACGAGGAAAACAGCGCAGGCCAGUAAUAUUACCGGCUGGAUCAGAAACCACGACGCAGGACAUGUCGAGGGAGAAGCUUUGGGCCAGGCGCAAGACAUGGACAAUUUCAAAGUCCACCUUCAUCGUGGCCCUAAGCGUGCCCAAGUCUCCCAGGUCAUCAUCACCGGAGAGAAAGUCGUCCAAAAUCCAGAAGACAUUGGUUGGACACUCACAGACUUUGAGGUUAGAGAAUAG
Messenger RNA from Serendipita indica DSM 11827, 312 nucleotides. NCBI's taxonomy places the organism in Eukaryota, Fungi, Basidiomycota, Agaricomycetes, Sebacinales, Serendipitaceae. The record is from the annotation of a GenBank genome assembly.